AUGGCGGGCGGGCUGGGACGAGCACCAGGGUCGCUCCCUCAGUUUAUCCCGGUGCGUCGCAGCUACUCAGUGAGCUGCCGGCGUCGCCCCGUGCUAGUUUCUUUCGCCUGCUUGCUUUUCUUCUGCGACUCAGCGGCAGCAGGACAGGGCAACCGGGUAGAAGAUGAUCUACAACAGUAUGGGAAUGAAGGUGUAGUAGCGACAGGGUACAACUCUGGGUUUCAGUCCUCUAAUAUGGGUCCCUCUCCACUCGCUGCUGGACGGCAAGGCCUAGUUCCUAGAACACGAGAUCGUAAUCGACCAAACAGGAGAAGUAGAAACGCGGGAGGUGCAGGAGCAUCUUCUUCAAAUUAUGCGAGUUCGAGCGCAUAUCAUGCGCACUACAACCCUGGAGUUGCUGGUGGUGCGACAAGAUUCGCACUGACGCCGGGUUUAGUACUGCCAGGAGGACUACCACUACCACCACUUCUACAGAGGGCUUCUUCUGAAACAACAACAUCGUCGUCCACCCACAUGGGAGUGAACAAUUUUUAUCCACCAGCUGGCGACCUCGGUAGACCUUUCACUCGGUCGGCGAGAGAAGAGCAAGGCGAUACUAGCAACUUCUAUGCAAGUGGCGUUUCGACGCUGGAACCAGGGCCGCAGUCCUCGCUUCCUAGUUGUUCCGGAGAUGUACUUCCUGCACACCUUAGCCGGUGUGCCGGGGCGAAGUGCGUGAGGCAUUGCAGAG
Amoebophrya sp. A120 is the source of this 730-nucleotide messenger RNA. The record is from the annotation of a GenBank genome assembly. NCBI's taxonomy places the organism in Eukaryota, Dinophyceae, Syndiniales, Amoebophryaceae.